Molecule: messenger RNA, 6095 nt
Organism: Choloepus didactylus (southern two-toed sloth)
Lineage: Eukaryota; Metazoa; Chordata; Mammalia; Pilosa; Megalonychidae
Gene: DCAF7
Product: DDB1 and CUL4 associated factor 7
Exons: 7
Coding region: 247-1275 (342 amino acids)
Cellular component (GO): nucleus
Molecular function (GO): protein binding
Source: RefSeq, a predicted model, not a curated record
GCGUCGCAAAGGGAAGGUGGUGGUUGUUGGUGCCCAAGCAGGUUUGAAACUGGGGGUCGGGCCUGGUCGUCGUUGUCUGUCGUUGAGGCCUUGCUAACGGCUAGGCCGUCCUUGCCCGCCCCUGCCCCGCCUCCUUUCGGACCUCUGGGUCCCAAGCCCGGCAUCCCGUCUGCCUCGCCCCGCCCUCCCCCGCUUGUCGCUGCCACCUGCCGACCCGGCCCCCACUGCGGCCCCGCUGCCGCCACCAUGUCCCUGCACGGCAAACGGAAGGAGAUCUACAAGUAUGAAGCGCCCUGGACCGUCUACGCCAUGAACUGGAGCGUGCGGCCCGACAAGCGCUUUCGCCUGGCGCUGGGCAGCUUCGUGGAGGAGUACAACAACAAGGUUCAGCUUGUUGGUUUGGAUGAGGAGAGUUCAGAGUUUAUUUGCCGAAACACCUUUGAUCAUCCGUACCCUACCACAAAGCUCAUGUGGAUCCCUGACACAAAAGGUGUCUAUCCAGACCUACUGGCGACCAGUGGCGACUAUCUCCGUGUGUGGAGGGUUGGUGAAACAGAGACCAGGCUGGAAUGUUUGCUCAACAAUAACAAGAACUCGGACUUCUGUGCUCCUCUGACCUCCUUUGACUGGAAUGAGGUGGAUCCUUAUCUUUUAGGAACCUCCAGCAUAGACACGACUUGUACCAUCUGGGGACUGGAGACAGGGCAGGUGUUGGGGCGAGUCAAUCUUGUGUCUGGUCAUGUGAAGACCCAGCUGAUUGCCCAUGACAAAGAGGUCUACGAUAUUGCAUUUAGCCGGGCUGGGGGUGGCAGGGACAUGUUUGCCUCCGUGGGUGCUGAUGGCUCAGUGCGGAUGUUUGACCUCCGCCAUCUGGAACACAGCACCAUUAUUUACGAGGACCCACAGCACCACCCACUGCUUCGUCUCUGCUGGAACAAGCAGGACCCUAACUACCUGGCCACCAUGGCCAUGGAUGGAAUGGAGGUGGUGAUCCUGGAUGUCCGAGUUCCCUGCACGCCUGUUGCCAGGUUAAACAACCACCGAGCAUGUGUCAAUGGCAUUGCCUGGGCCCCACAUUCAUCCUGCCACAUCUGUACUGCAGCUGAUGACCAUCAGGCUCUGAUCUGGGAUAUCCAACAAAUGCCCCGUGCCAUUGAGGACCCUAUCCUGGCCUACACAGCUGAAGGAGAGAUCAACAAUGUGCAGUGGGCAUCGACCCAGCCCGACUGGAUUGCCAUCUGCUACAACAACUGCCUGGAGAUACUCAGAGUGUAGUGCUGGUGGCACCAGGCCCAUGAGGCAGGGGCUUGUGUGUUUCCCACUUCUGCCCCACCCCCAAAGUAAGAAGAAACUUGUUUCCAGUGGCCAGUAUGUCUUGUUGCUUUUCACCCACUGUUCAGAAGCUGCUCCAGGAGUUCCCGGCCAGUUGUCCAUCGCUCUCUGUGCCGGACUCAGUGCUGUGUGGCGCCUCCUCAGCCCAGGGCUGAGUUUUAAGAUUUCUUCUCCUUUCCUGUUCUCCUUUGGUUCCUCAAUUAAAAAUUUCUGUAUAUUUGUUUGUCACCUGUUGUGUUAAUGAGUAUUACAGGCACUGGCUAUGUUUGUAUUCAUCUGCCCCAGAUGUGUCUGUCGGCUGCCCAAGGCAGCAGUCCAUGUCCUGUCCAUGUUUGUGUCAGCACUUAAGUGGGAACAAAUACCAACUAUGAAGUUAUCUUUCUUCCUACUCUCAGUGUCUUUAACAGAUUUCAAUUUUGUAUAUUUUUUACCUAUCGGGCUAAUUUUUUUAUGAAAAGAAUUUUACUCUCCCUGGUUUCUUCUUUGUUUCAUAGUUCUUCCUGUUUGCAUCCUCCUCUCUUCCCUCAGUGCCUGGAGCUGGCACUGGGCCCUGACCCCAUGAGCAGUUUGCCUUCUUGAAUUAUUGCCUGAGUGGUAUGUUCCUGACCAGGAGUCCCAAACCGCCUUGGUGCUCUGAAGUCUGCCGACUCAUCACACCUCCUCUCAGCCUGGCUCUUCUCGAGGGCAUUCCGGGCUCCCAAACAGAUGCUUGAAGCCUUUUGUUACACCUGGCAGUACCUCUGUCUGACCCCACUGUUCCCUACAGGAACAUGUUAGAGCUGAGAUAGUCAAGCUGAUUGGGGUGCAUCUUUAGAGAGGGAUGGUUUCCAGGAAGCUGAGCUUAUUUCCAGUAUAUAGUUUCAGAGUCUUGUUUUUCCCUCAAAAUAUGAGCUCCAGUCUGGUCCGUUUCAUGUCUUGAAUAAUUGGCAAGAAUGAUCUGUAAGGUGAACUUAGAUUUUUCUAUUUGUUUAGUUUUCUGUGACUUGACUUGUGGUAUAUUGGCACUCUUUGGAUUGAGUGCUCUGAGGUGAGAGUUCUCUUGAGAGGUACACAAUCUGUAUUUCUAACCCUGAACCAGAUCCCUUUUAGAAUGUGGGAGACUGUCAGCUCCUAGUGAGAAGUGAAUUAAUCAGCUGUAAUAAUCCAGCAAUGGAUGGCUACAACAGAAUCGUAGAAUCCAGGGUCAGCUAGUUAAGAGUUCUGCCCGCGACUGUCUACACCUUCCCCCUGUGCAUUUUAGGUCUGAGCAGUAUUGGACUUCUGGGCUGCAGUCGUCUGUGUUGACUUACAGGCUGCAGGUAUGUUUCCGUUAUGCGAAUGAGUUCCAUGGAGGGGGCUUGUGUGUGAUUCCACUGAUAGAUAAGUCUUGGGGGCAGGCAGAGUUUGGGAAACAUUCUGGGGGGAACUUUGCUGAGCUCAUCAUGCUCUGCUAAGUGCUCUCAAGUUUCUGAGUUGAUCAUCUGAGAUUGGGAGAGUAGCAGGCAAUAAGGCCAAUGGUUUUAUCUACUUAGUCUUUCAGCUGCUCUUGGAAAACAAAACAGUUAACUUUGUUCUUCUGAGUCUUUAAUCUCUUUUGGUUGUGUUUUCCUUUUCAUAUGUAUUAUUGUAUCCCAAAAGUCAUAGCACUUUGCUUUAUUACCCAGGGGCUUGCCCAAAGAAAACGACUCUUUUUCAGUCAGAGUAUUUCCUCUUCCACCUUUUUACUUUCUGGUUCUGACUUGAGGAUUCUAGCUUACCAUCCUGCUUGAGGUUGGCUCACUGCAUUUACCACUGGAUUUGUACCAGGUCAUUUGGAGAUGUAAAAUGGGAAGUUCUUUGUCAAAACCCUCUUCUGCUUGUACUUGUUUUUGAUAAUGGUUUCAGGGUCCUUCUCUUAAGGGUAGCACUUCUAAGCUGAUGGUUGCUCACUCUAAGAGGCCAUCAGCUCCUUCCCAUGGAAAAGGGUCUGAAAUGGAGGUCAGAGUGGUAGAAGGGGCUGGUCCUGUUGGAACUUGGUAAGCCUGAGUUGUGAGUUUAGAUUCCUUUCUUGAUCUGCAUUUAAACAUUUAAACCUGGUCUGAAUGGUAAGAAGAUAUGUCAACUGGAACCCAAAACAACCUUGGUUGGGGUGGGAGGGGAUUACUUAAUUGUAAUUAGAAUAUAUUUGGGUAAGGAAAUGGACAGUGUUUGAUGGUGGUUGUUUUUUCCUUACCCACUGGACUCCCGGCCCUAUCAUCCAUCCUUAGGCCCUACAGCUGUGGUCCUCCUGUCAGCCCACCUGGGGCCCAGGUGUGACUCCCUCUCCUUACUAAGCAAAUACAAGCAUCCUGAAAGUUGUUGGGUUGCUGUAUGGUGAAAUCCCAGUGCUCUUAUCCUCCUUUUAUGCCACUGGCCACAUGACCUCAUGGCUGAGGAGGGGAUUUCUGUGUCUUGGGAUUUAGAAAGCCUCUUAGCAAGCUGUACCCCAAGGAGCACAGCUCUGUUGGAGUUUCAAAAGCAAGUGUCUGUUGAAUUUGUUUAGGUACUCAUAUUGACAGCCAGAGAGAAUGAGUGGCUCUGGGUCUGCUCUCCUCUGGUGAGAAAAGGGCAGCUGCUGGGAUUUUGCUAGGAGGGCCACAUGGCAGCACCUCUGUUCUGCUUUGGCUUGCAGCGGCCCUUUGAUGUGCUCUUGGGAGACUGAUCCAAAGCUGCCUUUCUCUUUCCUGGUCUGCUCUGAGGUGCCAAGUAAAUUACACCUCAGGUCUCCACCAUUGCAGAGAGCUGGUGAAAGGGUACAAGUCAUUCAAGGGCUUGAGUGUUUACUGUCAGGAGAGUUGGAAACUUCUCCUUCCAGGGAGGAACUGGCCUGAAAGUUAAGGCUUGAAGAGCCCUUGAAAGAUAUUUGAUGACUGGGUGAGAAUUUCUCAUCAGAACCAGGGUCGGCUCUCAGAAAACUGGCUAAGAUUCAAGAAAAAAAAUUCAGAAUCCUAUAAGGUUGGGACUGAAUUUUUAGGGAGAAGAUUUAGGAUGUGGGAGAAAAUCAGUGGUAAGUGUUUCUUUAGAUCAAAGGAGGAAAUAGUGGGCAGUGGAAGUCUGAGGUAGGGAGGCAUUCAGGGUGCAUUGCCUGGCUGUGGAGGAAGCCUGUGCCCUUGGCCCAUGUCUGCCUGCCUGGACCACUAAUUGGGCAUCUGUGAUGAUAGUGACUGUGGGGACAGGAUCACUACUCAGAGCAUAGGGAGCCCUUUCCUGCAGCAGUUGCAGCCAUAGGGGAUGUUGGUCAUAAAAAUCUGCAAGCUUUUGGAGUGCUCUGACCAUCCUAGACCAUGACACUUUUGUCUAGGUUUGUACAGAGCAGAAGCAGCACAGGUUGUAAGCACUCAUGCUGACUUUUUCCCCCUCCUUAGGAUCUUCUUUUCUUACCUUUACCUUCCUACUCCUUCUUUGCUGUAGAUCCUUUUCCCUGCUGCAGCCUGGGCCUUGAAUCCUUAGAUAAGGACAUAAAGGAGCUCGCAUAUUUCCCAGACAUGGGAGGGCCAGCCCAGUACCAUCCUUCCACCUUCCCCGGAUUGAAAUACGGCUUUGACUGCCUGGCUUGGGGGGAGUGUGACGGACAGGCAUGUGCAGGAUGGGAGACCAUUCAAGUGGAAGCCCUGAAGCAGAUUCUUUCCUUGACUGGCUGCACUCCAGGUUAAGAAAGGAGGGUCAUGCUUAGCACUUAAAUUGAGUUUUCCUGGGGAGAAAAACUGAGCUGAGCAGUCACUGUGAAGCCUGGGUCACUGUGAAGCCUGGGUUAGGCUCUCAAAGAAUCGUCUUCUCUGUACUGGCUAGGCCAGCUGCUAAGAGUGGUUAGCAAAGCCUUUCCCACCUCUCCCACCUGCACCCUCUUCUCUGUAGUUGUCAUUGCUGCUAAUGGUAAAAGUCAAAUGUGUGGCCAUGCGGAAUGGGCCAGGUCCUCUCAGGCUACUUUCUGGAUGUGAGUUUUAAAAUAUGGAAGCAUGCAGGUGCCUUUGCAAAGGGGCUUGGACUGGUUAUCAAACCAGAAACAAAUAAGCUAAAGAAAGUUUGAACUCAAAAAGAAAGAUAUUGGCACAAGUCUGUUUAACAGCUGGAAAACUGACCUGUACCCUCCUUUGUGACAACCUGGUGAAUAUGAACUUCUGAUAUCUACUAGUUAAAAGAAGUGUUCUCACCUUGGGUCGAUUGUGGUAACAGUAUGUUAUGAAACUUGAGUAUGAAUCAUUUGCUUUGGUUCUGUGUAUUUUAUUAUCCCUCUGUCAAUGACUUUCCCUCCUCCCUCCCCAAAGUGUGAAUUUGUAGCAUGAUUGUAUAAAUCUCUAUGUAGAAAAUGGAGAUUUCUUGUUCCUGAAAAGUUAAACUCUAGCCAAUCAGUUUCUGUCCUCUUUAACCUAGUGUGUCUGAACUUUGCUUUCUUCUUUAUAUUUAAACUUUCACUCUGUACUAGGCUUUGUGGCAUCCCAUGGUCAGGUGGAGAGGAAGCUGCCCCCUGAAGAAAUGUACUGUCAUCAUUUUUCUUUUUUAAAUAUUAUUUUCACAGGACUGAUUAUACACAGGAAUUGUAAUAAAAUUUCUUAACACUGCUGUGAAACCAUGAUAAGGAAUCUCCACUGAAGGCUACUGCAAAGGCACCUGAAAGUGGAGUGUUACAUCUAUGACUUUAUUUCUUGCUUCCUAAGUACAUUAAACCUAAUUUUCACCCUUUCAUUGUUUCAACCCCCUGUAUAAGUACCAUAUUUUCUGCCCAUCAUACUUUGUAAUAAAACUUGAACAUGUAUAGAUUGACUGAA